UAAUACCGUCGAUAAAAGGCGCCGUUUUGUUACAGUGAUGUUGAACGGUGUGAAUGUGCGUCUGCAGUUGGACACGGGAUCUGACAUAAGCAUCAUUUCGAAACGUUUGUGGGAGAAAAUAGGUAAACCACCCACAGUACCGGCAAACGAACAAGCCGCAACAGCGUCAGGCGACCGCUUGCAGUUUUUGUUUAAGUUCAGUUGUGACAUUUCGUUCAAUGACAAACAACAUACCUGUCAGUUUUACGUUGUUGAAAAACCACUUUACCUUCUUGGAAUCGAUUUGAUGGAUGCAUUCGAUAUUUGGUCACUGCCCAUUAGCACGUACUGCAACAACGUCACUGUUCUUUCUGUCACUUUGCAGUCACUCAAAUCAGCAUACCCGAGGGUGUUUAGGAACGAGCUGGGGUUGUGUACGAAAACAAAAGUGAAAUUGGAACUAAUACCAGGUGCAACUCCAGUUUUUCGUGCAAAGCGUCCAGUGGCUUUUGCGGUACAUAGCAGUGUGGAUAACGAACUCGACCGACUGGAACGAGCAAAAAUCAUCACACCGGUAGACUUUUCGGAUUGGGCAGCUCCCAUCGUUGUCGUCCGAAAAACGAACGGAUCUAUUCGUAUUUGCGGUGACUAUUCCACCGGUCUCAACAAUGCCCUGCAACCGCAUCAAUAUCCGUUGCCGCAACCGGAAGAAAUUUUCAACAAAUUGGCUAAUUGCACAGUGUUUAGCCGAAUUGAUCUGUCGGAUGCAUUUCUGCAGGUAGAAGUGGACGAAAGCAGCCGUGAAUUGUUAACCAUCAACACCCAUCGGGGACUUUACCGGUACAACCGUCUGACACCGGGAGUCAAAGCAGCACCGGGAGCAUUCCAGCAACUUAUCGAUACUAUGCUGGCAGGCCUCCCUCAUACGUGUGGUUAUUUAGAUGACGUCGUCGUUGGUGGUGUAAAUCUUGAAAAUCACUGGGCGAACCUUCAUGCAGUGUUUCAAAGGAUCAGCGAUUUUGGAUUUACCAUUCGUGUAGAAAAGUGCAUAUUCGCUCAGCCGCAAAUUAAAUAUGUAGGUCAUCUGCUUGACCGCAACGGUCUUCGCCCGGAUCCAUCAAAGGUUCAAGCCAUCAACGAAAUGCCACCGCCCACUGACGUUUCCGGUGUUCGCUCUUUCCUAGGAGCAAUAAAUUACUACGGCAAGUUUGUUCCUAGUAUGCGCACCCUUCGGUAUCCUCUUGAUGAGCUGCUCAAGGCGGAUGCAAAAUUUGAGUGGACGGAAAAAUGCCAGGCGGCAUUUAACAAAGAAGUGUUGAAAUCCGAUCUACUGUUGACACACUACAACCCUGCGCUUGAUAUAGUUGUGUCGGCAGAUGCGUCGUCUGUUGGUGUCGGUGCAACAUUAUCACACAAGUUUCCGGACGGUACUCUCAAGGUGGUACAGCAUGCCUCCAGAGCACUCACAGCAGCAGAGAAAAACUAUAGUCAGCCCGAUCGUGAAGGACUUGCAAUAAUUUUUGCAGUGACUAAAUUUCACAAAAUGUUGUUUGGUCGUCGCUUUCAUCUUCAGACUGAUCACGAGCCGCUGCUGAGGAUUUUCGGUUCGAAGAAAGGAAUUCCUGUUUACAAAUCGAACCGGUUACAACGUUGGGCUCUUACGCUAUUGCUUUAUGAGUUCACCAUCGAGUACGUCCCGACAGCGAAAUUCGGCAAUGCUGACAUACUUUCCCGUCUGAUCAACCAGCACGUCAGACCUGAGGAAGAUUACGUGAUUGCUUCGGUCUCUUUGGAGAAUGACUUAAGGUCAGUUACACAAGAUACACUAACCGUUCUCCCUCUGAGUUUUAGAAUCGUACAACAGUCUACACAGUCCGAUCCUAUCACCAAAGCAGUUUAUCGAUACCUGAUUGACGGUUGGCCUGAGACCGUUACUGAUACAGAGGUCAAGCGGUUUUAUGCACGACGUGAGUCACUUACCACGGUAUAAGGCUGCAUACUAUUUGGCGAUCGACUUGUUAUUCCUUCGCCUCAUCGCAAGCGCAGUCUUCAGCAGCUUCAUCGUGGCCACCCUGGAAUCCAGCGAAUGAAGGCGAUUGCCAGGUCUUACGUUUAUUGGCCAACUCUCGAUAGCGACAUUGUUGAUUAUGUUAAAUCCUGCCAUCAAUGUGCGAUGGCUGCGAAAACACCACCGAAGUCAGCGCCUUUGUCUUGGCCUAAAUCAACAAAACCGUGGCAGCGUGUACAUCUUGACUACGCUGGACCGAUCGACGGGGAAUACUACUUGGUCGUCGUGGAUUCUUUUUCGAAGUGGCCUGAGAUUGUGCAGACUCGCAGCAUCACUACAGCCGCUACAAU
Molecule: messenger RNA, 2337 nt
Organism: Topomyia yanbarensis
Lineage: Eukaryota; Metazoa; Arthropoda; Insecta; Diptera; Culicidae
Exons: 1
Coding region: 38-1969 (643 amino acids)
Biological process (GO): proteolysis
Molecular function (GO): aspartic-type endopeptidase activity
Source: RefSeq, a predicted model, not a curated record